Erigeron canadensis is the source of this 618-nucleotide messenger RNA. RefSeq lists its product as uncharacterized. The record is from RefSeq and is a predicted model, not a curated record. Bases 1 to 618 code for a protein of 205 amino acids. Lineage: Eukaryota; Viridiplantae; Streptophyta; Magnoliopsida; Asterales; Asteraceae. The transcript has 3 exons.
AUGGUAAACUGGAUCAUGACUUGUGUUACAUCAACUAAGUUCUCUAUAUGCUUAAAUGGAACAGUGCAUGGCUAUUUUAGAGGAGGCGGAGGAUUGAGACAAGGGGAUUCAAUUUCCGCAUACUUGUUUACAUUGGUAAUUGAGGCUUUUAAUCUAAUUAUGAGCAAAAAUAUUGAAGAAUCUAAGGAGUAUCAAUUUCAUUUUGGGUGUAAGGAACUAAAAUUGUCACAUAUGUGUUUUGCUGAUGACCUUUUAGCGCUAUGCAAAGAAAGUGUUGAAUAUGUGAAGUGCUUAGGAGUUCCUCUAUUAGCUAAGAGAUUGAGAGUUGGAGACUACAGAGUGCUUAUUGAUAGACUUUUCAAAAGAUUUUUAUGGAAUUCUGGUGAUUCUGCACAAGGAAAAGCAAUAGUAGCAUGGAAUAAUGUGUGCAAACCUAAAAAGCAGGGUGGGUUAGGUUUGAAGGAUAUGAAGAAUUGGAAUGAGGUAUUGUUAGUAAGACAGCUUUGGAAAAUUUUAGAGGAUACAAAUUCUCUCUGGGCUAAGUGGGUAAAUGUGGUCAAAUUAAAAGGGAAAUACAUUUGGACUGUUGAAGCUGAUAAACAAGACAGUUGGGGUUGA